Molecule: messenger RNA, 5005 nt
Organism: Cladocopium goreaui
Lineage: Eukaryota; Dinophyceae; Suessiales; Symbiodiniaceae
Source: the annotation of a GenBank genome assembly
GCCAAGGGCAGCCACCGUUUCACCUGCCAUGGAAACGGGCGAAGAAGCGCCCCUGGCUAUGCCAUACCCUCCAGAGGGCGUGGAAUGGCACAAUCGCUGGGCGGAGUUGGAAAAUGCCUAUGCGCUCCUGGAGAAGCAAAAUCAGUCCUUGCAGAAACAGGUGUCCGAUCUGAAAGGAGCCCUGCACGAGAAAUUGCAGGAGCCCCCAGCAACGGAGGACACUGAGCUGAGGCAAAAGCUCCAGGAGCAGGUGGAUUUGCUGCUCACAGAAGAGGUGCGCAAGGAAGAGAAGAUCGCCAGGUUCGCUAAGGAACUAGAAGAACAAACCGGAAAGAUGUCGGAGCUGAGCCGGGCGAAGUUUCAGUUGGAAUAUGAGAAGAGCAGGACGGAGUCCGAGAUCUUGCCCAUCAAGGCUGAGAGGGAUCGAUUACAAAGCGAGAAACAGAUGAAGGAUCGCAUCAUCGAUGAUUUGCGGAAGGAGUUGGCGUCCUCUCGAGAUGAACAGGACAAACUUUUCCGGGAGAAGUUCGAGAUGGCCCGAGACCUGCGUCGCCAGCUUCAGGCUGAAAAGGCUGCUGCAUCAUAUCAGCAGCAAAUGGCCGAGGAAGCUCUACAGGCCCAGUACCGAGAGAAGAAGCUCAAAGAGGAGCUGGAACGCAAGGUGAAGGAUCUCCAAGAGGACUUCGCCAACAAAAAGGCGGCUUUGGAGGAUCAGCGGCGCAUCAGCGAUGACCGCGCCCAACGCAUGGACGAGAAUUGGAAGACAGCGCAGGCGCAGCUGGCUGAGACCGUGGCUGACUUGAAGUCCGCCUGCGAGGUGCGGGAUGAAAUGGCCAUGGAACUCCAAAUGCUGAAAACCGAAUUGGAGGAGCAACGACAGCAAUACCAACGCCUGAGCCAAGAGCAUGAGGACUUUUUGCGUCGCCGCAUUCCUGGGGCUGACACCGGUGAGCUGCCGAAUGGCUAUGAAAGCCUGACCGAGCUGGUGCGCAUCGCCCACACCUCACGGCAAGAGGCCUUACAGGAACGUGCCGCCAAGGAAAACCUACAAAAGGUCCUGCAAGACAUCGAGCGCGAGAUUCGGCAGCGUUAUCCCGUGCUGAUGAGUCAAAAUCAAGAACUGAAGGAGCUACGGGCACAGAAUGCCGAGAUGAAAGAACAGAACCGGAUCAUCUAUCAGAAGGCGAGGGAAUACGCGACCUACAACCGGGACGCGGAGGCUCGGGCGCAGCGCGCCGAGCAUGCAUAUACGAUCGCCGAUCUACAUGCUCAUGAUCUCACGAAGCAGCUGGCAGUACUGCUCCAUGACAAGAAUAGGUGGUCCAACGCCAGCCUGGCAGCAUCCAGAGCCACCUUCUUCCAGAUGACGAAGGCAGCCGAAGAAGAAGGAGAAUGGCCUUUGAGUUCAGUGCAGGACGUGGUCCAGCAAAAUGUGGCCCUGCGCAAAGCCCUGCGACAGUUGGAAGCCAGGUGCCAGGAAGAAGAUGCCAAAGAGAAGGAAGCCAUGGAAGAUCGGGAGCAACAACUGGAAGGUGAGUUGGAAAAGAAGGCGGAAGAACUCCAGGAACUGACCAGCCAGCUGCAGGAGCUCAAGGAUGCUGUGGAAGAUGUUUCACGGCAUCGCGAUGCUGCGCUGCGCAAGGUCAAGACUUUGGAGGCUGCUCAGGCGGCGUUGCCUCCCAGAAGCACAGGAUCGGAGCAUCACGCGGCGCAGGCGCCAGCGGAGGACCCCAAGUUGCAGCGUUUGGCCGCGCGAGAAGAGGAGUUGCGGACCCAAGUCCUGGAGCUGCAGAAGUCGAGCAGCCAGGCCUCCUGCGCCUUGGCCACCGCAGAGGCCAAGUUGGACUUUGAACGGCAGCGCCGCGGCGACGCGGAGGAGAGCUCGAAGCAAUUGAAACGUGAAGUGAAAGAGGUCCAGGAGCGUGUGAAUCAGCAAGCGAAGUUCAUUGAAGACCUGCGAGAAGAGAAGUGCAUUGAGGAGCGAAAGCUUCGCGAAGCGCAGCACACCCUUCAGAGCGCGCAGAGUUCCAAAGGAGAAGUGGAGUCCAUGUUGAAGGCAGAAGAAUCGAAGGUCUCCACUUUGGAGAAGAGCCAUGCAGUGCUGCAGACGGAGAAGCAGUUGCUGGAGCGUGAAGUGGCCGCCCUGCAAGUCAGGACCAGCCAAGAGCGAGAAAGUUUGAAGAGAGAUUUGGAGGAACAGUACAAGAAGCAGGAAGAUCUCGUUUUGAACUUAUCCAAGAAGAGUCAAGAGGACAUGCAAAGACUGGAGGCCACGCUGAGGGAAAGCCGGGAGCAGGCGGCACAGGCUACUCAGCGAGCGAAGGAGGAACAAAUUGCCAAGCUGGAGGCCAAGUUGGCGGCCGCCCAGCGGGAGAUCGAGCGCCGCAGCGGGUUUCGGAGCUCGGCAGAGGUGGUGGCGGAGGCUGAAACUCAGCUGGAUCGUUCGGAGCACAUGAUGGAUCAGCUCAUGAAUCCUGAGCAGCGAGGUGACGUCAGACUGGCACAAGUGGCAGAAAGGGAGGAACAACAUCGGAAGACGGUGGAGACCUGGAAGAAGCUCUUGGCGCAGCAAUCGGCAGAGCUCCGUGAUUCCAAGGCGGAACAGGAACGUUUGGAGGAGGAAGUGAAUUCUCUGAAGGCGAAGUUUCAAGAGGAACGUGAAAAGAUAGAGGAAGCCUCGCAACGAGACAAGGUGAAAGCCUCUGAGUUGGCUGUACGCUUGGAUGAGACCCGGACCGAGGUCUUGGGUCUCAAAAGCCAAGUGGAAGCGUCCAAUGUGGAGCUGGAGACUGCCAAGCUGGACUGGGAGCAAAAACUGAGGGAUUCCACAGAGCAACUGUCGUGCUUGGAGCGCGAGAGGAAGGACUUGCAGGACCAAGUGCAGAAGGCGGAGCAAAAGUACCAAGAGGAAGUGAAGUUACACGCCACCGAUGCCAAAGAGCUGGGCUCUGCCCACGAACGCCUCACUGAACUUGACAGGAGCUGCCUCCAGCUGAAGCAUCAGGUUGCAGACCUGGAACGCGAGACGCUGCGUGCCCGCGAGGAGCGCAAGGAGGAGCUGAGCUCCGCGCGGAAACGCAUGGAGCAAGCAGAGAGGCAUGCUGAGAACCUCUCGGAAGAGAACGCCCGGUACCGUGAUCAGAUGGUUGCGUUGAGCCGCGGCAUCGAGUCGUCGGAACAGGCGUCCUCAGUGCUUCUGGAGAUGAAACAGGCGCGCGAGCUGGGCGAAGUGGAACGCCGCAAAUUGGAAUUGCAGAAGACGCAGAUCGAGGAGGACGCCAAAGCCGUGCGUGCGGAGAACCAAAGUUUGCGGGAACAGCUGGCGAACGAGCAACGAGAGAAUUGGCGUUUACAAAAGGACUGUCAGCUAGAAACACAGUCCAGAGCCAAGUUGCUCCAGAUCGAUAUGAUCGAAGACGAGAAUUGCAGAUUGGAGGCUGAGAAUAAGAUCAUGAAGUCAAAACUGGAAGAGGCCGAGAAAAAGGCGGAUGCCACCACGAAUCCACUGGUGGAGCAACUUGAAGUGGCAAAGAAGAGAACCGGCGAAGUGGAAUCGGAGUUGAAGCAGUUGAAGAGCAAGGCCGAUGAGUGGAAAUCUAUGUAUGAGGCCUGCAAGUUCAAAGAGGAUGACAUCAAGAAGUGGGAGGUUCAACAAGCAGAGCUGAAGUCGAACGUCACUUCUUUGGAGGCGAUUUUGGCUCCGGAGAAGAUCGGCUCGCUGCAGGGGAAGUUGGAGGAGGAACAGAAAAUCUGCAAAGAGGAGAAGUCGAAGGUCCAAGAUUUGACCAAGGCUAGGGAUGCGCUUCAAGGCACGUUAAAGACCAAGGAGGCGGAGUUCAACAAGCAGGCCUCUGCCUUGAAAGCUGUGCAGGGCAUCAAAGAGCUCCACACCCGACGUCUACAUGAGUUGGAGGCAGAAACCAAGAAACUGAAAGAGGAGAACCAACGGCACAAAGAGCCUGAGGAGGUAAAACAGCUGCAGAAACGUGUCCAUGAGUUGGAGGCAGAAACCAAGAAACUGAAAGAGGAGAACCAACGGCACAAAGAGCCUGAGGAGGUGAAACAGCUGCAGAAACGUGUCCAUGAGUUGGAGGCAGAAACCAAGAAACUGAAAGAGGAGAACCAACGGCACAAAGAGCCUGAGGAGGUGAAACAGCUGCAGAAACGUGUCCAUGAGUUGGAGGCGGAAACCAAGAAAAUGAAAGAGGAGAACCAACGUCUAAAAGAUCCUGAGGAAGUGAAGCAACUGCAGCGCCACGCCGAUACGGCGCUGCAUUUGGCCAUGGAGUACCGCACGGCCAUGGAGGUCCUUCUGCCCGAGGUGGAAAAGCGUGCCGAUGCCGCGCGUCCCAUCGCACCUGCCGCGGCCGCGCCAGCGACUGCGCCAGGGACCGCGCCGGCGACGAACGCGCCACCACCGACGGCGGCGUCUCCGGCGCAGAAAGAGACCACUGCGCAGAAAGAGACGAGUUCAGUGGAAAGCAAGGAUGCCGCCAAAGAGGCAAAGCGGCCGGCAGUGCCAGGGGCCCUUGGUCAGGCGACCGCGCAGCCAAAGCCAGCACAGCCAGCCGCACCGGAAGCGAGGACAGCGGCCCCUCCUGCGGUCACGACGACGACCACGAGCGUCGUCCCGCCUGCCACGCCCGUGGUACCCAAGGAGUCACCCGAAUCGGCACCUGCAAAGCGUAAGGAGCAACCUGUGCAACAACCUGGCCAGGUUGAGCGCGCAGCCAAAACGGCAAGGAGUGAAGGCCCUCCAGUGAAGAAGCAGCCGGUGCCAGCAAAGGCCCCAGCUGCAUCUGGAGGUGCACCUGCAAGCACCACCACCGCUGCCGCACCGGCCUCGGCGGCCACGCCGCCGACGACGCCGGCGCCGUCGCCGGCGCUGACGCCGCGGGCGGCCCCCAUUGAAAUCAUGGACGUGGAUGAAGAGCCGCCCAAACCAUCCUCGUGAGGAGGCAAGGUGCCGCUGGCACUUGAAGAUUGAGCAAAGAGAUGCAGCUGU